UAGCCGUAGCCGGCUGCAGCGCCGGCCAUGGGGAAUUGUGGGAGAAGAUGGCGGCCGCCGUUCAUCCCCGGGUUAUCUGGGCUCUGCCAAUGUCACGUUCUGGCCUUACGGCACUAGCCACCUCCACAUUUUAUGGCCCUCCCCAGCGCCAACUUCAUCAUGCUGUCAUACCUCAUGGGAAAGGUGGACGUAGCUCAGUCAGUGGGAUUGUGGCCACUGUGUUUGGAGCAACAGGAUUCCUGGGCCGAUACGUUGUCAACCAUCUUGGACGAAUGGGGUCACAGGUGAUCAUACCUCAUCGGUGUGAUACAUAUGACAUCAUGCACCUUCGUCCCAUGGGUGACCUGGGUCAGAUUAUCUUCUUGGAAUGGAAUGGAAGAGACAAAGAUUCCAUCCGCAGAGCAGUGGAGCACAGCAAUGUGGUCAUCAAUCUCGUUGGGCGAGAAUGGGAAACUAAAAACUUUGAUUAUGAGGAUGUCUUUGUAAAAAUUCCCCAAGCAAUUGCUCAAGUAUCCAAGGAAGUUGGCGUUGAAAAAUUCAUUCAUGUUUCACAUCUGAAUGCUGAUAUAAAAAGCUCUUCUAGAUAUCUGAGAAAUAAGGCUGUUGGAGAGAAAGAAGUGAGAGAUACCUUUCCAGAAGCCACUAUCAUAAAGCCAUCGGACAUCUUUGGAAGAGAGGAUAGAUUCCUCAAUUAUUUUGCAAAUUUUCGCUGGUUUGGUGGUAUGCCUCUUAUUUCCUUGGGCAAGAAGACAGUGAAACAACCAGUAUAUGUUGCAGAUGUAUCCAAGGGAAUUGUUAACGCAAUUAAGGAUCCAGAUGCCAGAGGAAAAGCUUUUGCCUUUGUUGGGCCAAAUCGGUAUCUCCUCUUUGACCUGGUGCAGUACAUCUUUGCUAUGGCUCACAGGCCCUUCCUCCCAUACCCUUUGCCACAUUUUGCCUAUCAAUUGGUAGGGAGAGUCUUUGAAAUUAGUCCGUUUGAGCCCUGGACAACAAGGGAUAAAGUGGAGCGGGUUCACAUCACAGAUAGGAAAUUGCCUCACCUGCCCGGCUUAGAAGACCUUGGUAUUCAGGUGACACCCCUGGAACUCAAGGCCAUCGAGGUGCUGCGCCGUCACCGCACUUACCGCUGGCUGUCUUCUGAAAUUGAGGAUGUGAAGCCAGCCAAGACGGUCAACCUUUAGUGCCCCAAGAGCAGCCCCUGGCUUUUGGUGUCACUCCUCGGGCCACCUGGUUAGCAACCAGCCUACUUGCUUCAGAGAAUUCUGUACAUAGUGAACAAGAUCCCUCUAUUAAAACAUCUGUGAUUAA
Messenger RNA from Choloepus didactylus (southern two-toed sloth), 1308 nucleotides. RefSeq names its product NADH:ubiquinone oxidoreductase subunit A9 (gene NDUFA9). Lineage: Eukaryota; Metazoa; Chordata; Mammalia; Pilosa; Megalonychidae. Gene Ontology annotation, molecular function: protein-containing complex binding. The transcript is spliced from 11 exons. Bases 48 to 1181 code for a protein of 377 amino acids. The record is from RefSeq and is a predicted model, not a curated record. Gene Ontology annotation, cellular component: mitochondrion.